This is a messenger RNA of Notechis scutatus (mainland tiger snake), 661 nucleotides long. The record is from RefSeq and is a predicted model, not a curated record. Lineage: Eukaryota; Metazoa; Chordata; Lepidosauria; Squamata; Elapidae.
CUGCCGCUGCGCCGGAGCAGAGCCCGAUCCUAACGGCGGAGGGGCGCGCAAGUCGCGUCCUCGCAUGCGAUGCUUUUUCCGCCUUGUUUUGGCGCUGCAUCGGCCGGCGGCUCUACGACGAGAACGAGGACCUGUCCGACGUGGAGGAGAUUGUCAGCGUGCGCGGCUUCAACCUGGACGAGAAGCUGAGGAGCCGCAGCUACCGCGGGGACUUCGUGCGGCCCAUGGACGGGCAAGAUUUCACUUUUGAAUACGUGCAGCAGGAAGCGCUAAAGGUCCCUCUCAUCUUCCGAAGUAAGACUGGACUGGGAAUUAAGAUGCCGGAUCCCAACUUCACUGUCCAAGACGCUAAGAUGCUUGUGGGGAGCCGCCGAAUCGUGGAUGUGGUGGAUGUGAAUACCCAAAAAGGCAUUGAAAUGAGCAUGGCUCAAUUUGUGCGCUACUACGAAACCCCCGAGGCAGAGCGUGAGAAGCUGUACAACAUGAUCAGCCUGGAAUUCAGCCACACCAAACUAGCUAACAUUGUCAAGCGUCCCAAUGUUGUGGAUUUGGUAGACUGGGUGGACAACAUGUGGCCGCGGCAUUUAAAGGAAAGACAGACGGAGUCCACAAAUGCCAUUUUGGAGAUGAAAUAUCCCAAAGUGAAAAAGUAAGUCCAGAU